Messenger RNA from Racocetra fulgida, 315 nucleotides. Lineage: Eukaryota; Fungi; Glomeromycota; Glomeromycetes; Diversisporales; Gigasporaceae. The record is from the annotation of a GenBank genome assembly.
CUUAAUGAAAUAGAUAAUUUUAUGGAUGCUAAUUAUAUUGAUGUUUAUGAGGCUGAUAAUUUAAAUUUUAAUAAUUCUGCCUUAAUGUUUUCUACACCAAUUACUAAUGAAACUAGUCAGACUACUAGCAUAACUGUAAGCGAAUCUACAAGCCAAAUUAUCAGCGAAACUAUAAACAAAAAUAUCGAUAGAGCUACUAAUAGAAGUGCUGAUAAAACUACCAACCAAACUACUAAUGAAAGAAGUGGUGAUAGUGAAAGACUUGUAAUUAGGGAGGCUAGUGUCUGGGAAGAGAUUGUUGGGGCUAAAUUUUAA